Molecule: messenger RNA, 1561 nt
Organism: Panonychus citri (citrus red mite)
Lineage: Eukaryota; Metazoa; Arthropoda; Arachnida; Trombidiformes; Tetranychidae
Product: glycoprotein 3-alpha-L-fucosyltransferase A-like
Cellular component (GO): membrane
Molecular function (GO): alpha-(1->3)-fucosyltransferase activity
Source: RefSeq, a predicted model, not a curated record
AUGGACGAAGUCCAGUUACUAUAUAAUCAGAUUAACCAGUUAACCGAAAUUCACUCAUCACAAAGACGUAAGAAAUGGACUCUGGUUAUUAUCGGUCUCAUCUUCUGCCUUUAUUUUACCUAUUUCUUCAUCAAUCGAUCAUUUGCUCGAUCAAUCCGAGUCUCACUUGCAUUUUCAACAACCAUUUAUCCUCUUUCACCACCGAUUAUCAUCCUAUGGACUUAUCCAUACGAUUCAUGGCAAGGAACAACGGACGUGCCUUUAGACUGUGAGUGUAUUCUUACCCGAAAUCGAAGUCUCUUUGCACAGGCGAAAGUUGUUAUUUUCUAUUGGCGACAUACUAAUCUCUCAGAUUUGCCUAAGUAUAAAUUUGAAGGUCAAACGUGGAUCUUGCAUCAUCUAGAGUCUCCAGCUAACACACAUAGACUAUCUGAAUUAACCGCUUUCUCUAAUUACGUUGAUUGUUGGUCCAGUUAUCGAGCUGAUUCAGACUUUCCAACACCAUAUGGAUUUAUUUUACCAAAGAAUGAAUCUUUUGAAUCAGACAAAACUAAUGUUACCUUUUCUCAGAAAAGUCGUAAUGUAGUCUGGAUGGUUUCACGUUGUAGGGCCGAAUCAGGAAGAGAUGAAUAUGUCAAAGAGUUAGCUCGUUACAUUGAUGUUGACAUUUAUGGUGAAUGUGGUCCAUACAAAUGUCCACGUUCCGAGGGAUCAUAUUGUUACGAAUAUUUUGAAAAAUAUCGAUACUACUUGUCUUUCGAGAAUUCAAUCUGUACCGAUUAUUAUACCGAGAAGAUAAUCAAUCUUCUUAAUUACACAAUCAUUCCCAUUGUUCUUGGUGGAGCCAAUUAUUCAUCAGUUUUACCAAAUCAUUCGUACAUCGAUGCGCUUUCAUUUAAAUCACCUCGAUACUUGGCAAUGUUAUUACGAAGUCUAUCUAACGAUGAGAAAAGAUACAAUUCCUAUUUUGAGUGGAAAUCUCGGUAUACGAUCGACAAUAACGAUUAUCGGAUAGUUCUUUGCCAAAUAUGCUCCAGAUUGAAACAAUCAACCCAAAGUGGAUUUUCAUUUUCAUCAUCAACCAAAGAUCUACAAUUAAGACAAUCAAAUGUAUCAUGUAACCGUCAAUAUAAAGAUUUUGUUGGUUGGUGGUUCAAGGAAGGUUGUACAUCAUGGAGUCCACGAAAUAGAUUCAAAUUCCGGCCGUUGAACAGUUAAAUUUGAGUUUGAAUUGACGAAGUUAAAAAUUUUCACUAAAUAAUCAAGGAUUCACAAUUUACAAGUUAUGAUUAUAACUUGUUGAUCCACCAAUUAAUCAGUACAAAUGUAUUCUCAACAACAAAAACAAUUUAAGGAAAACUCAGUGAUCUAUUUAAACGUUUCCAACAAGUCCAGCAGCCUAAUCUAUUUUGAUGAUUAAAUAUUUCUAAUUAUAAUCAUUUGUAAGAUCUUACUGCUGCAGUAACUUUCUAUCGGCGAUAUACUAAUCUCUCAGAUUUACCUAAAUAUAAAUUUGAAGGUCAAACGUGGAUCUUGCAUUAUCUGGCAUUUCCAAUGAACA